Penicillium roqueforti is the source of this 453-nucleotide messenger RNA. RefSeq lists its product as uncharacterized. Lineage: Eukaryota; Fungi; Ascomycota; Eurotiomycetes; Eurotiales; Aspergillaceae. The record is from RefSeq and is a predicted model, not a curated record. The transcript has a single exon. Bases 1 to 453 code for a protein of 150 amino acids.
AUGGGCCGAUGGGCCGACUUCGACGCGGUCGAGGCCGACAAACUCGGCACCUGCUCUGUCACGGCAAUCGUCAACGAGGAAGGCUUUCUGCUCUCCAACACUUCCUCGGACGGGGCUCGCGAGAUCCCUGCGGCAGAAGCUCUCUGUGCGCUCUACAAUGCGAACAAAUCGCUCUUCGGCAACAAGCCGGUGAAUGUGUGGACUGUGUACGAGCAGGAAAACGCCGAUAAAGGACAGUGUAUUUCGCCGAUUAUGCAGAGGAUCAAGCCGGCGAGGAUCUUCGAGCAAGUUUAUGACGGGGAAUCUUUCAUGAAUUGGCCCAGUGAAGAAGGGGCGAAGUUUUCUUUGAAGGUCGUGGGUGGGACUGUCAUGGCUACGAUGCGCCGCCAGGAUGGAGCUGGGUCUGCUAUUCCGCUUUAUGGGGAUGGGACGACUGUGGUGUCUCGUCUAUAG